Doryrhamphus excisus (bluestripe pipefish) is the source of this 23788-nucleotide messenger RNA. The record is from RefSeq and is a predicted model, not a curated record. NCBI's taxonomy places the organism in Eukaryota, Metazoa, Chordata, Actinopteri, Syngnathiformes, Syngnathidae.
CAGGCGGUCAUGGACCGUAUGAGCUCCACUGGGGUGCUAAGCUAAUGCUAAAAGGCCGAGGGCCGGAAUAAAAAGUGUUCCCGUGUGGGCGGGUCCUUGUGAGCUGCUUCCAUAUGCCAUCAUCAUGCAUCAUAAUGCUUUGCUGGUUUAUGACGGAUCUCUGCUUCCUAUGUGGCUUGGCUUCAGCUGGGUGUGUGUGGUCCAGAACGCACACACACACACACACACACACACACACACACACACACACACACACACACACGCUACAUGUGCUGCAGCGUUGCCACUGGUGUUAGGAGCACGCCAGGCUGUGAUGCAGCGGAUGGCGUGCUGAAGGAGCGGUCUCUAGAAGGCUGUAGCAUGUGUAGCAUGUGUAGCAUGUGUAGCAUGGAUGUUGACAUCCAGGCUCCCUUGGCAGCUGAUGGACAAGAACGGGUGAAGCCACAAGGUCAAGGAAGUCGUGCAGACGUUCAUUCAAUGCAGCGUUUAGCUCCAGUGUGCUUUGGGUGGCGAACGGUUAAACGAGAGCGCGAAGGAGGCCGUAACAAGGAAGUGGAAUAGAAGAGAGCCGAGGGAGGGAGGGAGGGAGGAGGGGGGAGAGAGAGAGAAGAAGAGAGGGAGAGGGAAGCUGCAGCAGCCCAGAGAUAAAAAGCUUUCCUCUGCCGGCGUCUGCCAUCAUCAAGCUAGCGAGCCAGGCGAGGGGCGUCGCGUUGUCCCUGGAGAACCAGGCUGGCCUUCAUCUGCAGGCCGACCACCCUCCCACCCUCCCAACCUCCCAUCCUGCCACAAUGCUACGCUGCAGCCACCAGGCUAGCUUGUCUUCAUGCGGAGACGCCCUGUGAUCCGCAUCGCCAUCCCUUUUUUUCCACCCGGAGUGGCAGGCGACGGUCCGGUUUUCCCUGCAGCAGAUGCAGAAUUCUUCUGGCGUUGCUCCACCGGGAGCGGAGCCUAGAAGAUGUCAGGCGAGCGUGUCGCCAGAUAGACUCCACAGUGCCGCUCCGUCUUCCUAAUGAGAUGCGGUGAGGCGCUAUUAGGAGACAUCACGUCCCCAGGGGGCAAAGACCACAUCAGCCCCCGUCUCUUGUGGGCCUGUUGCUCCGUCGCACUGCACCACCUGAUGGAGACAGGACUGGCUGGCUGACGGCACACGGACGCUCUGCUAGAAGCUGACUGGAUGCCAUCCAUCUCCGUGGGAGAUCCCACACGUGACGCUAGGCUGUCUCUCAGCUGCCUCUGUGGAGGAGCUAGCUUCCUGCAUCCUGCAUCCUCUUUCCACCUGCUCCUCGGGAAAGGAAGGAAGCAGAGAUCUUGGACAGCCUUUCCACCGGCAGCUCACACUGGAACAGGAGGAGGAGGAGGAGGAGAAGCCCACUCCCAAAGAAGCCGUGAGAGGAUUGGCUGAGCCUGGCUGCAAUCUGCGUUACCAUUGGCUGCGUGACUCCCCCAACAACCAACCAGGACGCCGUGGGAAUCCCAUCCUGGCAGCUCCGGGUGGGCCUACGUCACCACGUCUUCAACUCGGCAGCAUGGGCUUCCAUGAGCCAAGAUGCUGGACUGACACCAGUCUUGUGGAACCUGCCAGGUCCUGAUGAACGUGCUCUCACCGACUCCUCCUCGGCACGUGUCCUUGAAUGCCACCCCAAAGCCCCAGGCUUCCGGGGACUACGGCGAAGGGGAAAGGUUCUUGCAGAUGGCUUGCAGCUUCUAUCCUCCGUCCACCCCAAAUUUCUCCUCCAUUUUGCCGCUAGGUCUCCUGUCAACACCGUGAUGGGGAACUCCAUAGGUUGUGUCAGACCCCCACGAGAGGGGGAGCCCUGUGGAAGCCCACCACUGGCACGCAAGAGGCGGCUACGCUUCAGACGUAGACAAAAAAAGAGGAGUAGAGAUGGUGGUCCUGCUGAGCCUGAUGGUCAGACGCAGCCUGCAGCUGGAGAAGCUUUCCACUCUGACAUCCGCUGUGCUGGAGGCUCCCGUCUGACGGUGCCCAAGCUGGAAUACCCAAACCCUGAAGCCCAGCAUACCCCCAAAGUCAGUCCGGCCUGGAGAGGAAUUUUCUGUCUUCCGGGAGAAGAAGACACCGUCAGUGCCAUCGUUGAGGUCUCCAGCAUCCCGAGCCAAACCACCACCACCAGCCCGGUCUACACGGCACCGGCGCCGGGCAGCGCCACUCCAGGGGGGGGGAGGCUCUACCAGGUUCGGGAGAAAGUCCACGGGGUUGUGGAGAAAGCCAGCAUACGUGAAGAAGAUACGGACGACGGGAGGGCAGCCAGGAAUGGAAGACGGAAAGAGUCUUUGGAGGUGACGCCUUCUGCAGGAGAGCACAAAGGUGUGGUCCACAUCAGAGAGGUAGACGGGAAGCUCUGCGUGGUGAGGACGGUCUACCCAAGUGACUUUGGUUCUCCAGCGUGGAGGGGUGACGGUGACCGUGAGGUGGAGGUCCAUCAAGAACCGCCUGCUCCUUUUCCGGUCACUGACGACGUUUUCAAAGUCCAGCUCUCUGAGGAUGAAAGUGACGCCCACGGGGACACCUGGGUUCCUGAGGUUCUUGGCUUGGACAUGCCGGACCGUGCGCCGGAGAGGUCCUCCCUCUUAGAGUCCUCGGGCUACGCCAGCGACCUCCUGCUGACCUCGCCAGAAACAGCCGUCACCACUCCCAGCCGGGCGGACUGGGCGACGCUCACCAGUAGCUCCAUGGAGAUGUUGGACACCAGGGUGGAGCAUCCUCAGGCUGCUGUCACACACCUGGCACAGAUUUCGGAGAUCUAUGUGUGCGGCGAGUCGGGCGACCUCACCGCCAAGGAGAAGCUGCUGCUAUGGAGCCAGCAGGCCACAGAAGGCUACCCGGGCCUGCGCUGCGUCAACUUCACCUCGUCGUGGAGCGACGGACGCAUGUUCAACGCCCUGCUGCACAGAUACAGACCCGACCUGAUCAACAUGGAGGCGGUGUCGCAGCAGAGCAACCGUGACAACCUGGAGCAGGCCUUCCACAUCGCAGAGUCGCUAGGGGUCACCAGGCUGUUGGACGCCGAGGACGUGGAUGUUCCAUCUCCAGACGAGAAGUCGGUCAUCACCUACGUCUCGUCCAUCUAUGACGCCUUCCCCAAAAUCCCCGAGGGAGGAGAGGGCAUCGCAGCACAAGAGGUGGACCAGCGCUGGUCGGAGUAUCAGGCCAGGUUCUCCUCUCUGCUCCAGUGGAGCCGUCAGCAAACGGCCCUCAUGGCCAACAAGAACUUCCCCCAGGAUCCCGUGGAACUCAAGGCACUUUACAACCAGUACGUCCAUUUCAAGGAGACGGAGAUCCCUGGCAAGGAGGUGGAGAAAGGUCACGUGGAACAUCUCUACAAACUCCUGGAGGUGUGGGUGGAGUUUGGGCGUAUCAAGUUUCCUCAGGCACUCCAUCCCAACCACCUGGACCAGGAGUGGGGAAAACUCAUCCUGGAGAUGUUGGAGCGGGAGAAGGCUCUCAGGCCUGCUGUGGACAGAUUAGAGCUGCUGCUCCAGAGAGCAAAUAAGUUCCAGAAGCUCGCUGUGGACUUUGAGGAGAAACUGACCCUGGCUAAGAACACGCUCCAAGCCGAUGUGACCCGGGCGGAGCGCGGCGAGGUGGUGCAGUGUGAGAGCGAGCUGGCCCGCUACCUGCAGGACUUUGAGUCUCUCAUGGGACAGAUCCAGCAGGAGCUGCAAGUCCUCCGUGAGGAGAAAUACUACCAAGUGGACCAGCUGGCCUUCAGACAAUCCUGCCUUCAAGAGGAGCUGGUGUCCCUCAGGCUUCAGUGCUCCAGCGUCUUCAGGAAAGGUCACUUCUCGCAGGCCCCAGGGAACACGGCCGAGGAGCUGCUGGGCCAGCGGGCCACGGGCCCCGGGCUCUCGCUGGGCCAGAUGCUGCUGGGGGCGGCGGGCGCUGUGGGGGCGGCGCUCUUGCGGCGUCCAAUGUCCCGUUCCCAGCUGGUGGCCAUGUCUUCCUCGGAGGACGAGGGCAGCUUGAGGUUCGUCUACGAGCUGCUGGGAUGGGUGGAGGAGACGCAGGAGCUUUUGGAGGGGGCCGAGUGGGGGGCAGACCUUCCUUCGGUGGAGAACAACCUCCAGGAGCACAACAGCGUGCACGCUGCGGUGGAGGAGCUCAUGGGCGGCCUGCAGGAGGCACGCGGCUAUGAGCCCAACGUCUCCACCAACUUUAAGAGCAACUACUGUGAAACCCUGGACAAGCUGGAACAUCAGUACUGCAAACUGCUGGAACACUCGUCAUGGCGCCUGCGGAGCCUGGAGAGCCUCCACGCCUUUGUGGCGCACUGCACCGAGGAGCUGAUCUGGCUCAACGAGCGCGAGGAGGAAGAGAUGGCCUACGACUGGAGUCACAACAACGCCAACAUGGCCGACAAGCGGGACUUGUACAGCGAGCUGAGAUCGGAGCUGGAUGAGAAGCAGCAGGUGGUGCGAUCUCUGCAGGAGACGGCCCACCGCCUGAGUCAGGACAACCACCCGGCCAAGCAGACGCUGGAGGCGUACGGGGCCGCCCUGCAGACGCAGUGGCAGUGGGUGGACCAGCUGUGCGUGUGCGUGGAGCAACAUCUCAAAGACAACACCCUUUACUUCCAGUUCAUGGGCGACGCCCGGGACUGCGAGUCCUACCUGCGCCAGCUCCAGGAGACCAUCAAGAGGCAGUACACCUGCGACAGGAGCAGCAGGCUGAGCAGACUGGAGGACCUGCUGCAGGACUCCAUGGACGAGAAGGAGCAGCUCAUCGAGUACCGGGGCACGGUGGCCAGCCUGGUGGGCCGGGCCAAGACGGUGGUGCAGCUUCGGCCCCGCAGCGCCGAGAGCCCCCUGAGGGUGGCCACGCCCAUCAGGGCCGUGUGCGACUACAAACAAAUAGAGACAAACGUUCAGAUCACCAUCAGCCUGGGGGACGAGUGCGUGCUGGAGGACAACUCCCAGCGGACCAAGUGGAAGGUCAUCAGUCCCACGGGAAACGAGGCCAUGGUGCCCUCGGUGUGCUUCACCGUGCCCCCUCCCAACCAGGAGGCCGUGGACGCCGCCUGCAGGACGGAGCAGCUGUACCAGAAGGUCAUGUCCUUGUGGCACCAGCUCCACGUCAACAUGAAGAGCGUGGUCUCCUGGCACUACCUGCUCAAAGACGUCCGCACCGUCUCCGAGUGGAACCCGGACAAGGUCCGCCGCCAGUCCCCGUCGGAACGCCAGCAGGUCCUGGAUCACCUGGAGUCCCAGCUAGCAGACUUCCUGUCCGACAGCAGAGAGAGCUCGUUGUUCACGCCGGCCGAGAGGCGGGACCUGGAGGCGGACGUCCGGCAGGCGCAGCGACACUCUCAGGACCUGCUGGACAACAUGGAGACAGAAGAGAAAGACGAGUCGACGUCUCGCUCGUAUCUGUCGGAGCUCCAGAACAUCACCUUGCGUCUGAACGAGGCGGAGCAGAGAUUAUUGAUGGGCAUUCAGACUCCGCCCCCAAGUGGUGUUUCGGGGGACAGCGGUGACAGCGCGGUGAGGAUUGCGGAGCACGAGGCGCUGCAGUCGGAGCUGGACGGCCUUCGCUCCAGUUUGGGCGCCGUGUCUCGCCGCUGCGUGGCUUUCUUCGAGGAGAAGCCGACGUCCUCCGGCGCCCCCCUCCUGCGCUCAGAGCUCAACCAGGCGGUGGAGAAGAUGGACAAGCUGCACAGCCUGUCGGCCGUCUUCCUGGAGAAACUGAAAACGCUGGACGUCCUGAGUCGCUGCCUGGAGGACGCCGAGAGUCUGCUCAGGAAGUACGAGAGCCGACUGAGCGAGGAGGACGUCGUCCCUGCCGACACGGCGGCCAUCCAAAACCUCAGGGACGAACUAGAGAAGCGUCAGUCGGAGCUCGGCGAGCACGAGGGCGUCUUCCGGUCCCUGGAGUCGGAAGUGCUGAGAGCCAAAGAGGCGGGGUCUGAGCUCAGCAGGCUCCACCCAGACCGCGGCCCAGAGCUGGAGCGCUACCAGGAGAGAGCCCAUCAGAUGCGUGAGAGGUGGAACGGAGUCGAGAAGCAGAUGGAAAGCAGGCGGUCAGAGCUGGACUCCCUGGGCUCCGCCCUGCGGCAGUACAGAGACGCUCACUCGGCUCUCAUGGGCUGGAUCCAGGAGACCACGGAGCGCCAGGAGAACACGCAGCCGGGCCAGGCGGACAGCAGAGCGCUCUCGGAGCAGCUGGCCCAGCAGACGGCCUUGGUGGCUGAGAUCGAGGACAACCAGACCAAACUAGACGAGUGUCAGACCUACUCCAAAGCCUACUGCACCUCGGUCAAGGACUACGAGCUCCAGCUGAUGACCUUCAGAGCCUUCGUGGAGUCCACACACAAGGUGCCGGCGAAGAGGAGGAGGAUGCACUCUUCCUCUGACGCCAUCACUCAGGAGUUCAUGGACCUACGCACCCGAUAUACGGCCUUGGUCACGCUGACCACGCAGCACGUCAAGUACAUCAGCGACGCCCUCAGGAGGCUGGAAGAGGAAGAGAAAGAGGUGGAGGAGGAGAAGCAGGCCAGGGUGGGUCAGGUGGCAGACCUCCUGGGAUGGGUCGAAGGUCUCCAGGGACGGACCUGCGGCCCCGACGCCGAGUCCUCACUCGCGGCGCAGCAGGCCAUCAGCCAGCAGCUGGCUGCCAAGAAGGACCACGUCGCUGAAGCCACCAGGAGCACGCAGGUCUUCCUGCUGUCCAAGCAGGCCAGCAAGCUGUCCCCGGAGGAGCGCGCCCACGUGGAGGCCCAGCUGGAGCAGCUGACGUGCACCUACAAGCGCAUGUGUGACUCGUCCACGCAGCAGCUGCAGCAGCUGGAGCAACGACUGGCCGAGGAGGAGGAGAGAAAGACUGAUAUUUGUAUCGCCGGGGGGAUGGACCUGGGAACGGUGGAAACCUUCCCGGUUUUUCAAGCGGCCCGACGUGGUCUUAUUGACCAGGACACCUGUCGUGUUCUGCUGGAGGCCCAGCUCAUCAACACGGGGGGGCUCCUCUGUCCCGAUGCCCCCGUCUGCCUUUCCCUGGAUGCGAGUCUGACCGAAGGCCUGACCGAAGGCCUCCAUGAAGGAGACCAGGCCGAGCUGGACGACCUGAGCGUGACGGAAAAGGAGAAAAGUGGCAGGCCAGUCGACGCUGAAGAAGGAACGUCCAGUGGAGUCUCACCACACCAGGAUUUGGAGCCCACUGGAACCAACGGAACACAAGAGAGUUCCCACCAGAACGCUGACGAGAAGUGGAUACCUAAACCCUCCUUAGAAGAAGAUGGAGACACAGAAAGUCCGGAAUCCAGGAAGAGUCCGGCUGAACCGAAGAUGCUGAAACAGGAAGUUCCUGCCUCGAAGUUAGCUAAAGCUGCUGCUGAGGAAGAGGAGGAUGACGAUGAGCUGUCAAGGCUGGUCCUGGAUCUGGCAAAGGGAGGUCUGCUGACUGAAGACGGGGAACGGUUGCUCCCGGAUGAAGCGGUGGCUCAGGGGGUCCUUCCUGGUCACACGGCGGUCAAAUUGAUGGCUCGGGCGGGAUUGUUUGGGGGUUUGGGCGGUGCCUCGCUGAGCCUGGAUGAAGUGCUCCAGGAAGGCCUCCUAGAUGAGGAUCUGAUGUGGACUGUCCUCAGGUCGGAUAAAACCCUGGCAGGGAUUGUGGAUGUCGAGAGACGUCAGGUUUGCGGCGUGGGGGAGGCGGCCCGGGGGGGUUUGAUCGACGCCAACACUGCGGCUCGGCUGCUGGAGGCCCAGGUGGCAUCAGGGGGGGGUUUUGACCUACGCAGGGACAAGAAAGUCUCCGUCACGUUGGCAUCAAAGCUGGGACUGAUAGACGUCAAUCAAAGAGAAGAACUGUUAGCGCUGGAGAAGGCACGCAAAGCAAAGGUGGGUGGGACACCAGCCGCCCUCACCAAAGCCAGCUUGCAGCUCCAGAUGGAAGGUGUUAUUGAUCCAGAGACCGAGUGUCCGGUUCCUCUGGAGCAGGCCAUGGAAAAGGGCUUCAUAGCCCCCAGAGAUGCUUAUCAGGUGCUCCUCAGGCAGGUGGCCGAGGGCGGGGUCAUCCAUCAUGCUUCGGGAAUGAGGCUGUCAGAUUCCGAUGCUGUGGCUAGAGGUCUUGUAGAUGUCUCCAUGGCUCCUGGCUUGGAGGAACUAGAGCGGGCUUUCCAAGGAAAGGUCAGCCCCUCACACUCAGAGGCUGCAGCUCCACAAGCAACAACGGGGGCCGUCUCUGACCCCCACUCCAGACGUAAGGUCACCUUGGCAGAGGCUGUUCCUUGGGGGCUUCUCCCAGACAAGACCAAAGAUGAAGUCAUGGCCUCAAGCGCUGGAGCUCCAGGGGUGAUGGACCCUGAAAGCGCUCAGAUUGUGCCGUACUCCGCCCUUGUUAGACAGGCCAAGAUGGACAUUGAGACUGGCAAACGCUUCCUGGAGGUGGAAGCCUUCAGAGGUAUUGAGAAUCCGGCAACAGGAAGCAGCCUGACUCUUCCUGAAGCUGUGGCGGCAGAGCAAGUGGACCCUGGUCCAGCUUUGAGACUUCUCCAAAGCCAGGCGGACAGCGGGGGCAUCAUUGACAUCAGCACCGGGGAAAGGCUCCCCCUUCCUGAAGCCCCCGGUGGUAUUAUAAACGAAGAGGACCGUACGGAAAGGCCUGUAUCUGGGGUACAGGUUCUACUGGGACCAGAUCCAUCCAUUGACCUUUUGAGUACAUUUGCUACAAAUGUCGAGAAAAGAAUCCAGCAGGCCAUCCAGGAGGCCAUCCAGGAGGCCACACCACAGACACGCCCAUCCACAUCACACCAGGCUCCUCCAUCAACAUCUGCAAGGCCGACAGGAGACCAGAGCGGAGAUGCUAGAUGGGAGGAACGCAUACCUGAAGGUUUGGCUACAGAAUCAACUCAAGCGCUUGCGAGCACCGCUGACCAACGUGAGGAAGAGGACAGAGACCUGAGACCUGGGACACCUGAGAAGGUUUGGUGUAGAUCCAGUGAUGAGAGCGGUACUUUGGUCAGAAGCUUUGAUGGACCACUGACUGAUUCCAGAAGAGCUGAGACCACAGCUGCCACUCAGGAACAGGAGCAGGGAAACCCGAGCGUCCAGGAACGUAGGAUGGGGAAUGUUGCACAGAGGAACGAUGAAGGAACGUCGGUGGACGGCCAAACCUUGGAGUCUAAAGAGACGGAGAGCAAAAGCAAGAAGAAGAGACGAGCUAAAAAGAAAGCCAGGCUCGGGGAAGAAGAAGUGGAGGUUCAUCAAGCUGGUGCAGAUAAGAAACCAGACAAAGACCAGUCCAAAACACGGAACAGUCAGACCGGUGGACCUCCGCAUGAAGCAAAGACUGAAGAUGGCGAGCUAACAGAAGAACCUACUGAAGUGCCAAAGGUCGUGGUGAAUGUGGACAGGAAGGAGCAGACGAGUGAAGAUGAUCAGUCAGUCAUCUCUCAGGACGUUGCUGGAAGGACUGAGCAGGAGUUACCUCCAAGGUCCAGCCUGCCAGAUGAACAGAAAGCCGCCCUGAUGCUCAAAGCCGAGGAGAACAUCCCCAUCCAGGGGGUUGAAGCAGAAGCAGGAGUGAGUGACAAGAAGCUGCAGGUGCUGGUCAGGAAGAAGGAGAUCUCAAACAUCAGAGGUGCUGGUGAUGCCCUCAGACCCCAUGAUGCUCCACAGAGUGAGGAGACUUUGAAAGAAGACAAAGACGUUGCAAAUGUCGGGGACUGCAGAGAGAAGUUGGAAAAGGAGACACCUUCAUGGGUUAAACCCGUGGAAGGUCAAAGAAGUAAGAAGAUAAAAGCUUGGUCUGCUAGCGGCAACUUAAUGGUCCAUCAAGGAGAAGCCAACCCAGAGGGUCUGUUAGCAGCCGCAGACCCCGAGGCCUUUGUUGGUGGAAAGGUAAGGAUGGGAUCUACAAGAGCUUCCAGUCAGCCAGAGGAACGAAGCUCUUGCCCUGAGGAACCGAUGCAGGAUCAUCUGAAAGAAAUCCAUUCAGAACAUGCUGGUGGUUCUCCUGAACUACAACCUGUGGUCAUUCGGUCUCGGGCGUGCAGCACACAACCAGAACAUCCAGCAGAACCAGAAGAAGAUGAGUGCCACCCACCAGAAGAUAGAACCACCAAAGGUCUUGAAUUGCCACCUCAAAGUGAAGAUCAGCCACAACGUAGGUCUCCAGAAACUCAAGCGAUCCUUUCAGAAGAGGCUCCUAUUGCCUCGGGAUCACCUGGACUGUCGGCUCCACUUGGAGAAGACAAUGGAGAUGCAAGGUCCUUUGACACGGAGGCGGUGGCGUCCUCUUCUGGCAGGUUCUCGCUGGUGCAUCAAGAGGUCUUGGAGCACCACCACAGAGCGGUGCCUCUGGUCUCCACGGUCGGACACCAGGAGGUCAGAGGUCAGGAGGUCCUUCAACAGCACCAGCAUCAGGUGCUUGGACGCAGCCCCGCCGCCUUGGAGGACAUCGCCGGACAGACGCAGGCUUUGGAUGUGGACCUGUGUGACCUGUGUGACCUGCGUGACCUGCGUGACCUGCGUGACCUGCGUGACCUGCGUGACCUGGAGCCUGAGACCACAGCAGAAGUGGAAGCUGUUGAGAAACUCUUGAAGCCCCACCCCGAAGAUGUCCCUGACCAGCUCCUACUGGCUCUGGAGAAGGACCAAGGAAGCUUGGACCCGAGGUACCAGGCUGCCAGGAUGCCUCCACAGGACCCUCUGCAAGGAGAUGCACACAAGGAGGCAGUAACAGCAGAGCUGAGGUCACUCGGAGCUCGAGUUGCGGCUCUUCUGUCCUGGUUGAGGGAGACGGAAGCUGAGAUGGCAGGAAGUGAGAAGGUGGAAGACCACCGUGGUGGACGUUCACAUCAGUUGCGUCUUGGCAAGGCAAGUUUGACCAUCCCGGUGCUGUUGGAUGCUUCACGUGUCCGCGUCCUAAUCCUUCCUUCUCUUGUCUCCAAGGAGAUGCGGUCCAGUCUGACGGCUCGCACCAGCGAGGUCGGCAACGUGGUUCUGGACGUCCAGGUCUUCAUUUCGGAGAGGGCCCGGGACCUGGCCCCCGAGCAGAGCAGGCAGCUCCUGGUGCAGCUCCACCGGAUGCAGACGGCCUUCCACGGCUUGGCCGGAAAAACCCGGGCGCGUGACGACGCCCUCUCGGCCCAGCUGGAGGAGGAGGGGGAGGAGGAGGAGGAGGGGCGACCCCGGCGGGAGAGAGACAAGGAUGAUGCCGACCAUCUCAGACGGAUGCGGCUUGAGGAGGAGGUGGUGCAGCAGCAGAAAGCAGAAUGUUCUCAGAAGCUCCAAGGCCUCAGCGUGUGGUUGGCUGGAGCGGCCGACCUUCUGGCCAACCAGAGAGCAGGAGUGGAAUCAGAGGACAUGAACGUCCUGCAGGAGAAGCAGAAGAAGUUAAAGGAAGUCCAGAGGGACCUCCAGACGAGAGCGGAGGAAAUCACCGAGGCCAUUCGCUCCGUGGAGGACUUCCUGGCCGAGCGAGGAGACGGCCUGAGUCCAGAGGAGAGAGAGAAGCUGCAGGUGGAGCUGGUGCAUAUGAAGGAGCGGUACGGCUCGCUGACCGACUCGGCCAACAUCUCCGUGUCGCAGCUGGACACCGCCAUCGAUGCCACUGUACGCCACAUCACACAGAGGGCCAAAGCUUUUGAGGAGCUGCAGGAGACACAAGCCCAGAUGGACUCCCUGCUCCAGGACCUCCAGUGUUCUCCUGACCGAGCAGCUGAAGACGUCCCCGACCUGUCCACCUCACAGCCUGACUCCACCGUGGCAUCUCACACCGAGGCUCUGCAGGCCGAGCUCCGGCGUCUCCAGUCUCAGCAGGCCCAGCUCGUCCGCAUCUCCCAGUCGGCUCGUUCCCUGCUGGACCAGCCAGAUUCCACGCUUCCUCCAGAGGAGAAAGGACGUCUGAGGGCCACCCUGGACCACCUGCAGGCUCGGCACCAGGACAGGCUGCAGAGCUGCCAGGAGCGGCUCAGGAAGUCUGAGGUGCUGAAGGACGAGCUGGCCAAGUUCCUGCAGGAGCAUGGAGGCCUGGUCUCCUGGCUGGAACAGAGCGAGCAGGAACUACGCUGCUUGGGGGAAGGAGAGACGGAUGCGCAGGAACUGAAGAACAGGCUGGAGGAGCACAGAAAGCUGGUGGAGGACGUCAUUUGCCACAAGGCGGACCUGCGCUUCGUCUCCAUCUCGGGUCAGAAGGUCGUGGACUCCGUCCAGGGAGCCGUGGAGCAGGCGGGCGGCUCGGACCCUGCGAUGGAGACCACCAAGCGGCUGGUGGCGGACAAGCUGCAGGACGCCAACCACAGAUACGCCUCGCUGCACGCCAAGGCGUCGGAGUUGGGGGGCCGCCUGUCUGCUCUUCUGGAGAGGUACCAGCAGUACCAGGACGAGGUGAUCUCUCUUCAUUCCUGGCUCAGCACCCAGGAACAGAACCAAAGCAUAGCCAGGCCCGGUGGAGACACGGAUCCCCAAAACCUGCACAACACCCUCAGACAAGUCCAGCUGCUGCAGGAUGAGCUGGCCGAGCGUUCCGUGCAGUUGGAAAAAGUCAAAAGAGCGGGAAGGCUUCUGGUCAGCACGGACGAGUCUCCCUGGCUGAAGGCCGUGGACAUCCUGUGUGCCGCAGACGGCUUGGAGAAGAGGUUCUGUUCGCUCUCCGUGUCCGUGUCCGAGCGGGCCGAGCAGCUGCAGACGGCGGUGGCUCAGUCGGUCAGCGUGCAGGAGGGCUUGGGGGCUCUGCUCGGCUGGCUGGACACGCUGGCCCUCAACCCGGGACCGGUCCAGCCCACAGCGCAGGCGCUUCAAGACGCCCUGACCCAAAACCAGAAACUUCGCCAGGAGUUGCUGUCCCGGCAGGGCAGCGUGGAGGCGACACGGGAGUCCGUCUCCAAGCUGCUUCAGAGCCCCGACGCCUCCACGGCCUCGGGCCUGCAGGUAUCCCUGGACGAGCUGACCCGGAGGUUUGCCGCCGCCCAGGCCGACCAAGCCGAGCGAGAGGCGGCCCUCAAGACUCUGCUGCCCAGGCUGGAGAGCUACGAGCGGCUGGGGGCCGACCUGGGGGUCUUCACCCACAGCCGGAUGAAGGCUCUGAGCCCGGCGGGUCAGCCCGACCGCAGCGUUGAAGACUACAGGCAGACCGUGGAGGAGGUGAGGUCGGAGCUGCAACAGGAGGCGGCUCAGCUCAAGUCCUUCUGCAGCCUUGGUGAAGAACUCUGCACGUCCCAGGUUUUGGGUCCCACGCAAAGCUUACUGGACCACAUGAGAGAUGUCAGCGGGGACUUUAAGCAGCUGGAGGACAACGUCAACCAAAGACUGGCGGCCAUCGUGGCGUGCGAGCAGCAGCUGCUCCAGUUCCGCAGCCUCUCCGGCUCCCUCCUCAGGUGGCUCCAGGCGGCGCAGGAGCAGCUGCCCGCCAAGGAGCUCAGCGUGGACACGGAGGCGCUGCAGAGGAGAGUACAGCAGCUUCAGGACCUGUUGAAGGAGUGGGAGACCCAGGGGGCCAGGGUCCAGCAGCUGAACAAGAGCGGCUCAGAGCUGGAGGCCCAAGUCAUCGACAUCACGGCCCCGCAGACCAAAACCAGCGCCGCCCCCCAAGUCAACGGCUCUGUAGGUCCCAGCAGUGUCAAUGGCAUCCACACUUGCAAAGACCUGACGGAGAUCCAGGUGGCCGUGUCGGACGUCAAUGCUCGACAGGAAGCCCUCGGCACGGACCUGAAGGAGCGUCUGGGCCGCCAGCAGGCCUCGCUGGAGCUGAGGCAGAUGGCCAGGCGGGGCGCCGAGGACCUCAAGGACUGGCUGAAGGACAAAGAGGUCAACCUGGGACAGGGAGGGGCCGCCUCCCCAUCCAAAGCGGAGGUGGUGCGCGCCCAGGCUCAGGAGAACAAGGCUUUGCUCUCGGAGCUGGCGGAGCACUCGGCCAAGGUGGAGGAGCUGAGAGGAACGCUGAGGAAGCUCAUGGCCGACAACCCAGACUCUCCCGAGGCGGACGUCUGGAGGCAGCAGCUGCAGGAGAUCGACUCUCGCUGGCUCUCGGCCAAUCAGACGGCGGUCCGGCGGCAGGCGGAGCUGGAGGCGUGCGCCGACCGGCUGGGCAGCUUUGCGGCGGCGGCCUCCCAGCUGGGUCCGUGGCUGAUGGAGAAGGAGCUGAUGAUGAGCGUGCUUGGACCGCUCAGCAUCGACCCCAACAUGCUGAGCACGCAGGAGCAGCAGGUCCAGUUCAUGCUGCGGGAGUUCGACAGCCGUCGGCCGCAGUUCGAGCAGCUGACCCGGUCGGCCGAGGGCAUCCUUUCCCAGACCCGGGACACCGAGGAGCUGGAGGAGGUCCGGGCCGAGCAGGACUCCAUCUCCCAGCAGUGGCAGAACCUGACGGACAGGCUCACCCGGCGGUCGGAGCGCAUCGGCCAGGCUCAGGGAACCAGCCAGCGCUACCAGGAUCUGCUGCGGGAGCUCUCCUCCAGCGUGGCGGCCCUCGCCGAGCGUCUGGACGCUCAGGACUCGCUGAGCACGCGGCCAGAGGAGCUGAAAGCCCGCCUGCAGGAGACGGGCGAGGUCCGCUCGGAGCUGGAGAGGCGGAGGGCCGAGUUGGGUGAGGCGGAGCGUCUCUGUCGGGAGCUGAGCGACAUCGUGGCAGAACCGUACCUGAAGGACGAGCUGAAGAAGCGUCUGGAGAGCGUCAGCGGCCCCUUGAAGAACCUGGAGGAUCGUGCAGCUGAAGGUCUCGCCCAGCUGCAGGCCGCUCUGUCCUCCACCCAGCAGUUCCAGCAGAUGUUUGAGGAUUUGCGCUCGUGGCUCGACCGGCAGGCGGAACUUAGAGACUCGUCGCUCGACUCGCUGCCCUGCCGGCCCGACGCCAUUCGCUCGCUGCUGGCCGACACGGACCAUCUCCAGCGCUCCGUCGCCGGCCAGCGAGGAUCCUACGAGCUCAUCCAGGCCGAGGGCGCCGUGCUGCUCGCCGCUCUGCCCGCCGGCAGGGACGAGCGGGCCGCCUUGCAGUCCCGCCUGGCCCUCCUGCGGCAGGACUGGGAGGAGGUGAACGGGAGGCUCUCGGAGCGUGAAAGCAGGCUGAGGAGCACCCUGACCAAGGCCCAAAGAUACCAGCAGCACAAGGCCGAGCUCACGCCCUGGUUGGCCCAAUGUGAGGGGAAGCAUGAAGACAUCCAGCCCUCGCUCCACUCGUCUGGUCUGGACGAAGCCCUGCAGAAGGCCAGAGCGCUCUCCCUGGACUUGGACCGCCGGACGCCGCUGCUCGAGGCCUUCAACGCAGCCGCUGAUCAACUGCUGGAGGAGUGCUGCAUCGGCGAUGAGGAGGUGCGAGACGAGAAGGCGCAGUUGAACCGGCGCUUAGACGGCUUGGGCGAGAGGCUCCACGGCCGCACCGCGCAGCUUGAAGAGCUGGCAGGCCGCCUGAAGGAGUUUGAGGAGGGCCAGCAGGCUGUGGAGAGGCGGCUGGAGGCCGCAAAGCACCAGAUCGAAGUCCAGGAGGCUUUAGGACCUCAGGCCUGUAGCGCUAAGAGCCUGGAGAGGCUGAGGAGCCAGCAGGAGAGCCUCAGGUGUCUGCAGCCUCAGGUGGCCUACCUGCAAGACCUGGCCCGGGGGCUGCUGCAGGACGCUCCCCAGACGCAAGGGAGUGACACCGAGGGGGCACACGGCCUCCAGGAACAAGCCAGGAACACCCAGGCCGAGUACGAAGACGUUACCAACAAGAUCGAGCAGUGCUGCUCCAACCUGGAGUCCCGCCUCCACGGCAUCGGCGAGGUCCAGUCGCACGUGCGGGACGUCUUCUCACGCCUGGCCGACCUGGAUGACGAGCUGGACUCGCUCGGCCCCGUCGGGCGCGAUGCCGACUCGCUGGCCUCCCAGGCGGACACGCUCGGGGGCUUCCUGUCACGUCUGGCCGCCCUACGCGCCGAGCUGGAAGCGCACGCGUCCGACUGCACCGCCAUGCUUCGCCGAGAGGGCUCCUCCCCCGACCUGCUGGCUCUCCGACGGGAGACGGAGGCGCUGAGUCGGCAGGCUGGCAAGCUGAGCGAGCGCGGCCAGGCCAGGCUGGUGCAGAUCGAGGAUGCGGCGGAGAGGGUGGGGGUCUUCUACCGCCUGGUGGGGGAGCUGCAAGGCCUGCUGGGAGCGGCCCAGGAGGCUCUGGACGCGCAGGGCGCCGUGGGCUCGGAGGUGGACAUCAUCAAGCGGCAGCUGCAGGAGUUCAAGGCGCUGGAGAGACAGCAGGUGGACAACGUCCAGGCGAAGCUGCAGCACGUGAACGCCGUGGGCCAGGGUCUGAUCCAGAGCGCCGGUAAGCAGACGGACACCCGGGCGCUGGAGCAGGACCUGGAGGACACCAACCUGCGGUGGAACUCGCUGAACAAGAAGGUGGCGGAGAGGAUCGCCCAGCUGCAGGAGGCCCUGUUGCAUUGUGGGAAAUUCCAAGACGCCCUGGAGCCGCUGCUCAGCUGGCUGAGCGACACGGAGGAGCUGGUGGCCAAUCAGAAGCCCCCGUCGGCCGAGUACCGCGUCGUCAAAGCGCAGAUCCAAGAACAGAAGCUGCUCCAGAGGCUGUUGGACGACCGCCGGCCCACCGUGGAGAUGAUCCGCGCUGAAGGCGAGCGCAUCGCGGCCACGGCCGACGCUCAGGACGGAGAGAAGAUCCAGACCCAGCUCCAGAGUCUGGCCCGCAGGUGGAGCGACCUCCUGGACAAGGCCGGAUGCAGACAGAGGCAGCUGGAGGAGCUGCAGCUUCUGGCUCUGGAGUUCCACGAGGCCCUGGAGCCGCUGGGAGAGUGGCUGAGCGCCACCGAGAGGCGCCUGAGCUCGGCCGAGCCCAUGGGGACCCAGACGGCCAAGAUCAGCCAGCAGAUCGUCAAGCACAAGGCCAUCCAAGACGACGUGUCCUCACGUGGGGCCGAGGUGGACCGCCUGCGCUCGCUCAGCCAAUCGCUGGGCGCACUCAGCUGCGCGGCCGACCGCGAUUGGCUGGGCGAGCGCGUGGAGGCGGUGCGCUCGGGCCACGAGGAGCUGGCCGAGUGGUGUGCGAGGCGGGGGGGCCUGCUGGAGCAGGCGCUGGCCAACGCCCGGCUGUUCGGCGAGGACGAGGUGGAGGUGCUCAACUGGCUGGCGGAGGCGGGCCAGAGGCUGGCGCUGGUCUCGGUGCAGAGCCACCAGCCCGACGUUCUCGCCCGGCAGCACAAGCACACUCUGUCUCUCAAUGAGGAGAUCGUGAGCAGGAAGAAGACGGUGGACCAGGCCAUCAAGAACGGCCAGGCUUUACUCAAGCAGACCACAGGCGAGGAGGUCCUGCUCAUCCAAGAGAAGCUGGACGGCAUCAAGUCGCGCUACGCCGAUGUGACGGCGGGCAGCAUCAAGGCCCUGCGCACGCUGGAGCAGGCGCUGCAGCUGGCCACGCGCUUCGCCAGCGCCCACCACGACCUCGGCCAGUGGCUCGACGCCGUGGAGGCGGAGCUCAACGACGUGGAGCCCGACGCAACGCCCGCCUACCAGGAGAGGCAGAAGGAGCUGAAGAAGGUGUCAGCAGAGAAGCGUCUGGUCUUGGACACCUUGAACGAGGUGGGCAGCGCCCUGCUGGACCUGGUCCCAUGGCGAGCCCGCGAGGGCCUGGACCGCCUGGUCGCCGACGCCAACCAGCGCUACCGCCAGGCAGAUGACACCAUCACGCAGCGCGUUCAGCUCGUGCAGGCCGCCAUCCAGAGGUCGCAGCAGUACGAGGAGGCCGUGGACGCCGAGCUGGACUGGCUGGGCGAGACGGAGCGCAAGCUGGCGUCUCUGGGCCCGCUGAGCCUGGAGCCCGACGUGACGGUGGCCCAGCUGCAGGUCCAGCGGGCCUUCAACAUCGACAUCAUCCGGCACAAAGACACCGUGGACCAGCUCCUCGCCACCAGAGAAGACAUCCUGGAGACGUGCAGCGAUGCCCAGAAGGACACGCUGAUGGUGAAGACAGAUUCCCUGAGCGCCCGCUACGACGCCGUGAGCCAGAGCCACAGCGAGCGCUUCUCCGCUCUGGAGCGGGCCCAGGUCUUGGUGGCCCGCUUCUGGGAGACCUAUGAAGAACUGGAGCCGUGGUUGGGCGAGACCGAGAGCCUCAUCGCUCAGCUGCCGCCGCCGGCCAUCGACACGGACGCCCUGCGCCUGCAGCAGGACCAGAUGCGGCUUCUCAGGGAGUCCAUCGCUGAGCACAAACCCCACAUCGACAAGCUCCUCAAGAUCGGACCCCAGCUGGCUGAGCUGAGCGUCCAGGAGGGGGCGGGGGUGACGCGGCGCUACGCCGACGCCGAGAGGCGCUACUUUGCCAUCAAGGAGGAGGUGAAAGGUCGCGCGGCGCUGCUGGAUGAGGCGGUGUCCCAGUCUGCUCAGUUCCACGACAAGAUGGACCCCCUGCUGGAGACCCUGGAGGCGGCCGUGCAGCGUCUGCGUCAGCCUCCUCCCGUGGCGGCGGAGGUGGAGAAGAUCCGAGAGCAACUGGCGGAGCACCGGGCGCAGGGUCUGGAGCUGGACAAGCUGCUGCCCAGCUUCUCCGCGCUCUGCUCCCGGGGAGAGGAGCUCAUGAGCCGGGCCGCCCACGACGAUCCCGCCGCCCUGGCCGUUCAUUCCCGCCUGCUGCGGCUGCGCUCGCUGUGGGAUGAGAUCCGUCAGCGGGCCGAAGAGCGGGAGAGCAAGCUCAACGACGUCCUGGACCUGGCCGCCAAGUUCUGGGCGGACGUGGCGGCGCUGCUGAGCACGCUGCGAGACUCCCAGGACAUCGUGAAGGAGCUGGAGGACCCCGGCGUGGACCCCUCGCUCAUCAAACAGCAGAUCGAAGCGGCGGAGGCCAUCAAGGCGGAGACGGACGGCCUGAGGGAGGAGCUGGAGUUUGUCAGGACCCUCGGGGCUGACCUUAUCUUUGCCUGCGGAGAAACGGAGAAACCCGAAGUCAAGAAGACCAUCGACGAGAUGAACGCUGCCUGGGAGGGUCUGAACCGCACCUGGAGAGAGAGGAUGGAGAGGCUGGACGAGGCCAUGAGCGCCUCCGUGCAGUACCAGGAUGCACUGCAGUCCAUGUUUGACUACCUGGACAACGCAGUCAUCAAACUGUGUGACAUGUCCACUGUGGGAACUGACCUGGGAACAGUCAAACAUCAGAUUGAAGAGCUUAAGCAGUACAAAGUGGACGUCUACCAGCAGCAGAUCGACAUGGAGAAGCUCUGCCACCAGGGGGAGCUGCUGCUGAAGAAGGUGUCUGACCAGACGGACAGGGACAUGAUCCAGGAGCCCCUGACCGAGCUCCGACACCUGUGGGACAACCUGGGGGAUAAAAUCACCCAAAGACAGCACAAGCUGGAGGCCGCCCUGCUGGCUCUGGGUCAGUUCCAGCAUGCCCUGUCUGAGCUGCAGGCCUGGCUGAGCCACACCUACACCACCCUGGACACGCAGCGCCCCGUCAGCUCCGACCCCAAGACCAUCGAGAUAGAACUGGCCAAACACCACGUUUUGCGCAACGACGUGCUGUCCCACCACGCCACGGUGGAGGCGGUCAACGCGGCGGCUGCCGAGCUCCUGGAGUCCUCCCCCGGCGACGAGGCCGGCCACUUGAGGGACCAGCUGGACCAGCUGAACCGGAGCUGGCAGAACCUGCUGCUCAAGACCCAGGAGAGGCAGACGCUGCUGGAGGCCGCCUUGCAGCAGGCGGAGGGUUUCCACGGCGAGCUGGAGGAGUUCCUCCAGUGGAUGAGGCGCACGGAGAGCCAGCUGUCGGGCGCCAAGCACACGGGGGGGCUUCCCGAGACGGCCCGGGAGCAGCUGGAGCAACACAUGGAGCUCCAAGCUCAGCUGACCCAGCGUGCCGACCAGUACCACCGACUGCUGGAUGCCGGAGAGUCCAUGCUGCUGGCCCGAGGAGGGGAGGACGCAGGACCGGGGGCCACCCAGACCCAGCAGAACCUGGCCGUGCUGCAGAACAAGUGGGCCAGCCUCAACGCCAAGAUGGACGACCGCAGGGCCAAGCUGGAGGAGGCCCUGUCCUUAGCCACCAGCUUCCAGACGUCCCUGCAGGACACCAUCAACUGGCUGACCCAGGCCGAGCAGACCCUCAACAUGGCCCAGCCCCCCAGCCUCCUCCUGGACACGGUCCUCUUCCAGAUCGACGAGCACAAGGUUUUCGUCAACGAGGUGAACACCCACAGAGAGCAGGUUCUGGCCCUGGAGAAGGCUGGCUCCCAGCUCCGCUUCGCCAGCCUGAAGCAGGAUGUGGUCCUCAUCAAGAACCUUCUGCUGAGCGUGCAGGCCCGCUGGGACAAGCUGGUCCAGAGGUCGCUGGACCGCGGGCGACACCUGGAUGAGUCUCGCAAACGGGCCAAGCAGUUCCACGAGGCCUGGAGGAAGCUGACGGACUGGCUGGAGGAGGCUGAGAAAAGGCUGGACUCUGAGCUGGAGAUCCCCAACGAGCCGGACAAGAUCAAAGUCCAGCUGCUGAAACACAAGGAGUUCCAGAAAGCGCUGGGCUCCAAGCAGCCGGUUUACGACACCACGGUGAGGUCCGGAAGAGCCAUGCGGGACAAAGCGCAGCUGCCGGACGACACCCAGAAGCUGGACCACCUGGUGGGGGAGGUCCGUGACAAGUGGGACACGGUCUGUGGGAAGAGUGUGGAGAGGCAACACAAGCUGGAGGAGGCUCUGCUGUUCUCGGGUCAGUUUGCGGAGGCCUUGCAGGCCUUGGUGGACUGGCUGUACCGGGUGGAGCCGCAGCUCACCGAAGAUCAGCCCGUGCACGGCGACCUGGACCUGGUCUCCAACCUCAUGGACUCUCAUAAGGCCUUCCAGAAGGAGCUGGGCAAGAGAACCGGCAGCGUCCAGGCCCUUCGGCGCUCAGCCCGAGACCUCAUGGAGACGGGCCGCGAUGACACAGCCUGGGUCAAAGUUCAGCUGCAGGAGCUCAGCAACCGCUGGGAGACGGUGUGCGCCCUGUCCGUCACCAAGCAGACCCGCCUCCAGCAGGCCCUCAAGCAGGCGGAGGAGUUUCGCACGGCCGUCCAGAUGCUCCUGGAGUGGCUCUCUGAGGCCGAGCAGAGCCUGCGCUUCCGCGGCGUCCUCCCCGAGGAGGCGGAGACUCUGCAGGCGCUGCUGCACACGCACCGCAACUUCAUGGGAACGGUGGAGGAGAAGAGGUCGGAGGUCAACAAAGCGGCAGGCAUGGGCGAGGCCAUCCUGACCCUGUGCCAUCCCGACUCCAUCACCACCAUCAAGCACUGGAUCACCAUCAUCCGGGCGCGCUUCGAGGAGGUGCUCACCUGGGCCAAGCAGCAUGAGCAGCGUCUGGAGGCGGCGCUGACCGAGGUGCUGAACAACGCCAACUUGCUGGAGGAGCUGCUGUCAUGGCUACAGUGGGCCGAGACCACGCUGGUCCAGAGGGACACCGAGGCGCUCCCUCAGGACAUCCCCCAGCUUAAGAACCUCAUCACGGAACAUCAGAUGUUCAUGGAGGAGAUGACCAGGAAGCAGCCGGAUGUUGACAAGGUCACCAAAAGUUACAAAAGGAAACCCGCCGAGGCUCCGAGCAACCUGGCCGAGAGGAGAGGAGGACGCAAGCAGCAGCAGCAGCAGGCGGCCGUGCCGCUUUCAGGGGCCAACCCCCGCCUCAACCAGCUAUGUGCCAGGUGGCAGCAAGUAUGGCUGCUGGCGCUCGACCGCCAGCGCAAGCUCAACGACGACCUGGACCGGCUGGAGGAGCUCAAAGAGUUUGCCAACUUCGACUUUGACGUGUGGAGGAAGAAGUACAUGCGCUGGAUGAACCACAAGAAGUCUCGCGUCAUGGACUUCUUCCGACGCAUCGACAAGGAUCAGGACGGGAAGAUCACGCGUCAGGAGUUCAUCGACGGCAUUCUGGCGUCCAAGUUCCCAACCAGCAAGUUGGAGAUGACGGCGGUGGCGGACAUCUUUGACCGGGACGGUGACGGGUACAUCGACUACUACGAGUUUGUGGCCGCCCUGCACCCCAACAAGGACGCCUACAGACCCACCACCGACGCCGACAAGAUAGAGGACGAGGUGACUCGGCAGGUGGCGCAGUGUAAAUGUGCCAAGAGGUUCCAGGUGGAGCAGAUAGGAGAAAACAAGUACAGGUUCUUCCUUGGAAACCAGUUUGGCGACUCCCAGCAGCUCCGCCUGGUGAGGAUCCUACGCAGCACCGUCAUGGUGAGAGUGGGAGGAGGCUGGAUGGCUCUGGACGAGUUCCUGGUCAAGAACGAUCCGUGUCGAGUGCAACAUCCCGGACUUAAGAUCCUCCGCUCCGACUCCAGUAGCUCCAUCUCGUCCCGUAUAGUGGCAGUCACUCCAGGCUAUUUCUGCUGCAGAGCGCGGGGUCGCACCAACCUGGAGUUGCGGGAGAAGUUCAUCCUCCCCGAGGGGACGCCCCAGUGUCUGACCACCUUCCGCUCACGCGGCCGACGCUCCAAGCCUGGCUCGCGGAACGCCUCGCCCACUCGCUCCUCCUCCUCCGCCUCGCACAGUGGCGCCUCGCUGCCCUCGGCGCCCUCCACACCGGCCACGCCCACAACAUCUGCCUCAUCCCGGUCCUCGCACACUCAUUCCCGUGACUAUGCCAAGCCGUGGCUGGCACACAGUAAAACCCCGACGCCGCCCAAGAGUCACUGCUGCCCCGACCUCGCCGACAACGGGCACGAGCAGGGGGCGGCUUCGGGCUCCAAGCUGAAGCGGCCCACCUUCCACUCCAGCCGCGGUUCGCUGACGGGAGAGAACGGCGGAACGUCGCACGGCAGCAAACCUUCGCGAAGCGAUCCCAAGCGGGGCGCGUCCUCGGCCAGCGGCCCCACCAGCAGAGCCGGCAGCCGGACGGGGAGCAGAGCCAGUAGUCGAAGAGGCAGCGACGCCUCCGACGCCUCAGAGCUCCAAGACGCUCGCUCCGUCGGCUCGGACACGUCCGACACCUCGAGGCGGCCAGGGGGCGGAGCCAAACCUUCCAAGAUCCCGACCAUGGCCAAGAAGACGCCGAGUCCGAAAACCCCCGGGGCGGCCAAGAAAUAAAGCGGCACGCGCAUGUCUCUUCCUUUCGUCCGCCGGUGGCGGCCAUCUUGUGCGCCUGUCUCGCUCGUUUGCGGCAGGAAAGGAGGAGACGGAAGUCUGCGUCCCACACUGACUUGAACUUUCAUUCCGGAAACCCACAAAGCCGCGGUGACCCUUUGCCUUUCACCGCCGCCGUUGUCGUCCUUCCCGCCAAAAGCGACCUGAUGUGAUGCUGCCUUAUGGAGCGACGGGAGGGCGGGGCCACCUACGCACGCAAACAUUUCAGAGCCCACCUCCGUCACCGCGACACAAACACAACGGAAUUCAGGAGGAAAAAAACUGUUUGGCUUGCGGGCCAGAAAAUAUGCAACGACUGCCAUGCUCAGGGGGGCGGGGCCACAGCACCUCACCACCACCCCCCGAAUGGGCCGCCCCGCCCCGCCCCGGCGUGUGGUGGCCUGCAUCCCCAUGUGAGCUCGCCUCCUCACCCCGGCGUUUGUUACAGAUCAUCUGCAAAUGUUACGUCUUUUUGUUAAUUUAUACCUUUUUCUUCUUUAGCUUGAAAUUACUAUCUAAUAUUUCAUUGGCAGAUGAAGAUUUAAGAUGUUUGUAUAACAUCACGCACACACACACACACACCUUUGUCUAACGACCUUGACCAAAGGGUUUUGCCCUUCAUGUGUAAUAAGAAUGACAUCAUUGUCAGAGAUUAAGUUAAUAACAAAACAUCGUGCAUUUACAAAGAAGACAUCUUAUGGGAUUUUUAUUUAUUUAUUGUCUCUGUGUGUGGUGGGGGGGCAAGAUGCUGUUACUGUGUGAACAUGAAGCAAGACUGGGG